Molecule: messenger RNA, 1474 nt
Organism: Dama dama (fallow deer)
Lineage: Eukaryota; Metazoa; Chordata; Mammalia; Artiodactyla; Cervidae
Gene: CLIC3
Product: chloride intracellular channel 3
Exons: 9
Coding region: 1-1344 (447 amino acids)
Source: RefSeq, a predicted model, not a curated record
AUGGUGGCGGCAUAUGGGUCCGAGGCCCAGGCCCCGAGGCCACAGUACGUCCAGAGGGGCUGUCAGGCUGGGCCCGGGCGGGGCGGGGCCCUGGACCUGGAGGAAGGCGCGUGCAGACCCCACGGUGGCCACCAGGCGGCGCGGCGCCUCCACAGCCCUCCCCUAGGCCCGGCCCGGGCGGGGGGCGCUGCGAGCGGCCUCUAUCGGGCAGGAGCCUGGCAGCCUGUCCCGGCUGAGGUGACUCCACUGGGCGGGCCGGGGCUGCGGAGGGCGGGGCGCUCGGAGAACGUUAAAGAGGGCUCCCGGGCCCGCCCAGGCCCUGCUGCCGCGGCCCCCACCAUGGCUGAGACCGGCAAGCUCCAGCUGUUCGUCAAGGCUCUGAAGGGUCAAGGGGCCAGGCCCCAGAGCCAGGGUCCCACCCCCACACCCUUCAUCCUGGCGCCCUGCCCAGCCUCCGGGCCCUUGGCAGCUCCGCAGACCCCUCCUCCCAGGGACCAAGUCAAGGGCCCUCACCAGCCACUUGUCGAGGCUGUGCCUGAGAGAGCUGGAGCCCUGGGCUUGCUCUGGCCUCUGGGCAGCGGGAGCCUGCAGGACUCCUGGGCCAGCGAGGACGGCGAGAGCGUGGGCCACUGCCCCUCUUGUCAGCGGCUCUUCAUGAUCCUGCUUCUCAAGGGCGUGCCCUUCACACUCACCACGGUGGACACCCGCAGGUCCCCGGAGGUGCUGAAGGACUUCGCUCCGGGCUCCCAGCUGCCCAUCCUGCUCUGUGACGGCGACGCCAAAACCGACACGCUGCAGAUCGAGGAGUUUCUGGAGGAGACGCUGGGCCCCCCAGAAUUUCCCAGCUUGGCGCCCAGAUACAGGGAGUCUGCCGCGGCGGGCAACGACGUCUUUCACAAGUUCUCCGCCUUCAUCAAGAACCCGGUGCCCGCGCAGGACGACGCCCUGUACCAGCAGCUGCUGCGCGCCCUCACCAAGUUGGACAGCUACCUGCGCGCGCCCCUGGAGCACGAGCUGGGGCGAGAGCCGCAGCUGCGCGAGUCCCGCCGCCGCUUUCUGGACGGCGAUCAGCUCACGCUGGCCGACUGCGGCCUGCUGCCCAAGCUGCACGUCGUGAAUACGGUGUGCACGCACUUCCGCCAGGCUCCCAUCCCCGCUGAGCUGCGCGGCGUCCACCGCUACCUGGACUGUGCCCUGCAGGAGAAGGAGUUCAAGUACACGUGUCCACACAGCGCUGAGAUCCUGGCGGCGUACCGGCCCGUCGCGCGCCCCGCUAGCGCCCCCGCCGCCCCCGCCACCUGCCCACUCGUCCGCAGCCCCAUAAAGGCACCUCUGCCCCAGUGAGCGCAAAGGGGCAUCGGAGGGAUCAGAGGCCCCUCAGUUUCUGCCACUCCCAAACGCCCACCGUGGGACGCUCAGCUCCAGACAACAGCCCGCAAGGAUCAGCAGAGAAGCCCGUGGGCGGGGUGCAGUC